This is a messenger RNA of Prunus armeniaca (apricot), 177 nucleotides long. NCBI's taxonomy places the organism in Eukaryota, Viridiplantae, Streptophyta, Magnoliopsida, Rosales, Rosaceae. The record is from the annotation of a GenBank genome assembly.
AUGUCGGCAGCCUUGGAGGCGGCGCAGCUGACGGCAAAGGAGGCUCUGGAGUCUAAGGAGGCGAUCCAGGUGGCCUUUGAGGAGUCGGAGCGAGUCAGGGCUUUCCGAGAUCGAGGCUGCCGUCCAGGAGGCGAUACGGGGGUACCGUCGGUCUACCGAGUUUUCUACCUUGCUUGA